CCUUUUCAUCACAAAAGUCUUCACAAAAAAAGCAAAUAGUAAUAGAGACGAAAUGAAUCAAAUUUAAAGUUCAAGCUAUUUAGUUUAGAAAAAAAAUUUAAAUACAAAUGUGGAUUUAAAUUUUCAAAAAUGAUUUUGGGUCAAUAUUCCACCCUUACUUCGCUCAAAUGUGUAGCGCCAACGCUUGCCCUCCAUUUACGUCACGUGCCAAAAAUUAUUAGAGACGUGGUAAAACACUUCAGUUCGAAAUGUGCUGGCGGCUCUGAUGGCAAAGGUAAGAAAUCAAAGAUAGAUGAAAAGGAUAACCUAACGGCCGUGCUGUAUGGCAUCGAAGAUUUGCGACUGGAACAACGCCCCAUUCCAAAAAUUGCUGACGAUGAAGUGCUUUUGAAAAUGGACUGUGUAGGCAUCUGUGGUUCUGACGUACAUUAUUUAGUUCAUGGACGCAUUGGCGAUUUUGUGCUCACAAAACCAAUGAUCAUCGGACACGAAGCAUCUGGCAUUGUAGCUAAAGUGGGCAAAAAAGUAAAACAUCUUGCGGUGGGUGAUCGCGUAGCCUGUGAGCCGGGCGUGCCUUGCCGUUACUGCAACUAUUGCAAAGCCGGCCAAUAUAAUCUCUGCCUUGGUAUGAUAUUCUGUGCGACACCACCUUAUGAUGGUAACCUCACACGCUACUAUAAACAUGCUGCCGAUUUCUGCUACAAACUGCCCGAUCAUAUGACUAUGGAGGAGGGUGCGCUGUUGGAGCCACUUUCAUGUGGUGUACAUGCUUGUCGACGUGCUGGUGUAAGCCUCGGUUCGAAGGUACUUGUAUUGGGCGCUGGUCCAAUUGGUUUGGUAACACUAGCAGCCGCGCAAGCCAUGGGUGCCGUACAGGUUAUGAUCACAGAUUUGGUGCAACAGCGAUUGGAUGUCGCUAAGAAAUUGGGUGCCACACAUACAUUACUCGUCAACAAAGAUGAUUGCGCUGAAGAUUUGGCUAAAAAGGUACAUAAAAUAAUGGGUGUUGAACCCGAUAAAGCGAUCGAUUGUUGCGGUGCCGAGUCAACCACACGUUUGAGCGUUUUCGCUACACGCUCAGGCGGUUGCGUUGUUAUUGUAGGUAUGGGUGGCGCAGAGUCGAAAGUACCCUUGAUAAAUGCGUUGGUGCGAGAAGUAGAUAUACGUGGUGUUUUCCGCUAUUGCAAUGACUAUCCGGCUGCAUUGGCACUAGUUGCGUCCGGUAAGGUGAAUGUAAAACGCUUGAUUACUCACCACUUCGACAUCACAGAGACGGCGAAGGCUUUCGAAACUGCACGCCAUGGACACGGUGGCGCCAUCAAAGUCAUGAUACACGUGCAACCCAGAGACACAAAUAAUAAAUCUAAGUGAACUUCAAUAAAGUAAGAAAUGUGGUAUAAAAUUAGAAAA
This is a messenger RNA of Bactrocera tryoni, 1410 nucleotides long. RefSeq names its product sorbitol dehydrogenase-like. Lineage: Eukaryota; Metazoa; Arthropoda; Insecta; Diptera; Tephritidae. Gene Ontology annotation, biological process: D-sorbitol catabolic process. Gene Ontology annotation, molecular function: zinc ion binding; L-iditol 2-dehydrogenase (NAD+) activity. The transcript is spliced from 5 exons. The record is from RefSeq and is a predicted model, not a curated record. The coding region runs from base 130 to 1371 and encodes 413 amino acids.